AUGUCACGUGAACCAUUGCUGAAAACCUCAGAGGUAAGCCCCAAGAAAGGGUGGGCAAUUUGCUCUUGGAUCAUUUAACGGAAAGGAGAGUAGAAAGGUAAUUCAUAGAAUCAUAGAACUGUAGAGUUGGGAGGGGACCCAGGGGUCAUCUAGUCCAACCCCCUGAAAUUCAGGAAACACAGUUAAAGAAUCACUGACAGGUGGCCACCCAGCCUCUGCUUUAAAAUCUCCAGGAAGGAGAGUCCACAACUGUUGAACUGCUCUUACUGUCAGAAAGGUUUUCCUGAUGUUUAGUCAGAAUCUCCUUUCUCAUAACUUGAAGCCAUGGGUUCGAGUCCCGCCCUCCAGAGCAGGAGAAAACUGGUGAUUGGUGGUGGCAGCCGGCCGGAGACUGGCAUUGGCGCUUGGGGGUGUGAUUGGUGUCUGCGUCAAGGCCUGCUUACGAUCGGCUGCGGCAAUUGGGCGAUUGGUUAGCGGCAGUGGCGAUGCUUGCGUGCAAUUGUGUGUGGUUUUGUGUAGUGUGCGGGAGGACUUAUGGCAGUGAGCAUGCAGACAAUUGGUGGCUGUGGCAAUCCCCCCCCCAUUUUUUGUCGCAGUCCCCCCAAAAAGGGGUCAUCUUAUACAAGGGGGCGUGUUAUACACAGAAAAAUACGGCAUCUCUGUUUCUCAGGGUCUGUGCACUUUGCAAAAAGUGAAGCCUCAGAGCUCUGAGAAGAUUCAGGGGAGUUGUUCUUAAAGAAGAGCAGUGGGUGAUUUAAUAAUAAUGAUAAUAAUAAUAAUAAUAAUAAUAAUAAUAGAUUUAAAAGCAUUUCUCAACUAGCACCAAAUUAGUGUUCAAGUUUGCAAACCGAAGGCUGCUCUGGACUAACCUUAAACUAUCACAAAUAUUUCAGGCAGAUGAAGAUUCCGUCGGAGAAGGUAAGAAAGAAGGCAAAACAUCACAUUUUGGGGGAGAAAUCUACAUUAGCUAUUGUCUCACAAACAUUAUUUAUCCCUUCCUCCAUUUUUAAUGGUUCCAGUUGAAACCGCACCAGUAUUCCCAGCUCUCCCCUUCCUGAAGGUUACAGGGGGCAGACGAUUCCCUGGUUACAACAGCUUCUCUGGCUACCCAUCAUUUCCCAGGCAAAAUUCAAGGACCUUUAAAGCCCUUUACAGCUUAGGUCCAAGCUAUCUGAAAGACUGUAUUCCCUCAUAUGAACCGGCUUGGAUUUUAAACGAUACCAACUAUACGAAUGUCAUGAUCUACAGUGAUAAACCAUCUGAAAAAUUCAGAUUGUCACCCCUGUUUGCAGCCUGGCAAAUUCUUAUGGGAGAGGACAGUCCUUCAGAUAACCUGGGUCUAAGCUGUACUUGGCACAAUCAGCACAGUUUUCCUUCCACUGCAUUCCAGCUUCCAACAAAAACUACCUGAUUCGUCUUGCUAUCCACCAUGGCCAAAUGUAACAUGCUAAAUUUCCCCAGAUGAACCGGCCCGGUUCCUGCAAUCAUCCCUUGAGAUCCUUCUUUGUGCGUCUCCUCUUCAAGAGGUCCGGAGGGUGGCAACCCAAGAACAGGGCCUUUUCUACAGUGGCUCCCCAUUUGUUGAAUGCUCUCCCUGGGAGGCCUGCCUUGUGCCUUCAUCGCAGAUCCUUUAGGUACCAAGAGAAAAAGUUUCUCUUCAGCCAGGCCUUUGGCUGAUUAACUUUCUAUGGCCUUUUAAAUGUGUUUGUGGGAACGGGGUUAUUGGUUUGUUUUUGUCCUUGUUUCAUUAUGUUUUUAGUUUUCUCGUUUCGUAUUUUUAUGAUGUGAAAAGCCCUGUACUUUUUGGAUGAAGGGUGAAAUACAAAUUUAAUAAAUAAUAAUAACCAGGGCAUUUUUUCAGCUGGAGCUCAGCUGUGGUACCUCUCAGGUGUGUUAGUGUUACAGAACAAGGGAGAAGUUUUUGGUGAGCUCCAGCACACUCUUUUUUUCUACAAAAGUAGCACGGAUCAUAACGGAUGUUGUGACUAAUUACACAAUACCACACCGUUCAUUUCAACACAAAGGCCACUAAUUUUAAGGGAAUGGAAAUACAGUGGAACCUCGGUUGUUGAACACCUCCGUAGUCAAACAUUUCGGGUUUUGAAUGCCGAAAACCCGGAAGUAACUGCUCCAGUUUUCAAAUGAUUUUUGGAAGCUGAACACGCUACGUGGCUUCUUUUUUGAGUUUCCCUAUUGUACUGAGGCUUCCGUAUUGAGUUUUCGGUUUUCAAACGUUUUGGAAACAUUCUUCCGGAACUGAUUACAUUCGAAAACCAAGGUACCACUGUAUCAGACAAGCAGCAGAAGCAAAUCCCCAUCCUAUUCUCCUGCCAGAUUUCCAUCCCAAACAACAAACAGGUGAGCUGCUGCCAUUUUCACCCCCUCUGCUUCGCUGGACAGCAGUGAGGUGUUGCGUUGAAUAUCAGAAAAGGGUUGACGUUCACCUGGAGAGAACUCGAGCCCUGUGGUUGCUGAUCUCCUAUUCUCUAACAUCUCCUCCAUUGCUCACAGGAGAAGACAGAGAACUGAGGAUAAUCCUCGUCGGUAAAACAGGCUGUGGGAAAAGUGCCACGGGAAACACCAUCCUUGGCCGGAAAGAAUUCGUGUCGGCGCUUAGGCCAGGAACAACAACUGUGACCUGCCAAAGAGGCCAGGGGACCUGGAAUGGCAGGACUGUCUUGGUGGUGGACACAGCAGAUAUUUUGAGCUCAGGUGCCUUCAGUGAUGAAGAAUUAGCAGCCGAGAUCAUCCGUUGCAUUGAGCUGUCCAGGCCUGGUCCCCACGCUCUGGUUUUCGUGACUCAGGUGGGCCGUUUCACAGCAGAAGAUGAGGCGGUAGCGAAGCAAGUCCAGGAUGUCUUUGGCUUGGAGGUCACCAAGCACAUGGUGGUCUUGUUCACCCGCAAAGAAGAUCUAGGUGGAGGCUCCUUGCGGGAUUAUGUGGGGUGGUCAGAGAACAAGGCUGUCAAGGAGCUGAUGGGGAAAUGGGGCCGGCGCUUCUGCGCUUUCAAUAACAGGGCAGAAGGGGAAGAGAGGGAGGAGCAGGUCUCCGAGCUGAUGGACAUGAUCCACGACAUGGUUCAGGAGAACAGAGGAGGCUAUUACAUCAACGAGCUGUAUUUGGAGCCCAACAUAACCAAUGCAGAUCUCAGGAGUUACAUGAUAGGAAACCGAUGGGCCAGGCAAAGAGCAGAGCAGGUUUCUGGCAGGAGGCAGAAUGUACCGCGUCUCGUGGCAGAUUGGUUGUUGGUCGCUACGGGGAUUGCAGUUGGGUGCACUUUGCUGGGGUACAUUAUUUGGCGUGUGUUUUCUUACUUUCAAGUUGGGUCAUCUGCCCCCUAA
Molecule: messenger RNA, 3341 nt
Organism: Podarcis lilfordi (Lilford's wall lizard)
Lineage: Eukaryota; Metazoa; Chordata; Lepidosauria; Squamata; Lacertidae
Source: the annotation of a GenBank genome assembly